AGAUUUGUAACUCCUAUUGACUUAGAAUUGGAAAAUGCUCAAUUUCACCGACGUGACAGAGUUCAUUCUUUUGGGGCUAACCAGCCAUCGGGAAUGGCAAGUUCUCUUCUUCAUCGUUUUUCUCAUGGUCUACAUUAUCACCAUGGUGGGCAAUAUUGGCAUGAUCAUGUUAAUCAAGGUCAGUCCUCAGCUUAACAACCCCAUGUACUUUUUUCUCAGUCAUUUGUCAUUUGUUGAUGUCUGGUUUUCUUCCAAUGUCACCCCUAAAAUGUUGGAAAACCUGUUAUCAGAUAAAAAAACGAUCUCCUAUGCCGGCUGUUUAGUACAGUGCUUCUUCUUCAUUGCUCUUGUCCAUGUGGAAAUUUUUAUUCUUGCUGCGAUGGCCUUUGAUAGAUACAUGGCAAUUGGGAAUCCUUUGCUUUAUUGCAGCAAAAUGUCAAGGGUUGUCUGUAUUCGACUGAUUUCUUUCCCUUACAUAUAUGGUUUUCUGACGAGUCUGGCAGCAACAUUAUGGACUUAUGGCUUGUACUUCUGUGGAAAAAUUGAGAUCAACCACUUCUACUGUGCUGAUCCACCUCUCGUCAAAAUGGCCUGUGCCGGGACCUUUGCAAAAGAAUAUACAAUGCUCAUAAUUGGCGGCAUUAACGUCACAUAUUCUCAGACUGUAGUUACAUUCUCUUAUUUAUUCAUUCUCAUUGCCAUUCUGCGAAUGCACUCAGCAGAAGGAAGGAGGAAGGCCUUUUCCACAUGUGGGUCCCAUCUGACAGCUGUCAUCAUAUUUUAUGGUACUCUGAUCUUCAUGUAUCUCAGACGUCCGACAGAGGAGUCUGUGGCGCAGGGGAAGAUGGUGGCUGUGUUCUAUACCACAGUGAUCCCCAUGUUGAAUCCCAUGAUCUACAGUCUGAGGAACAAGGAUGUGAAAGAGGCCAUGACAAAAGUGAUCAGCAGAUCAUGUUAAACAAAAUGAAAUCAUUGUCUUCUAUUGUUUGGAGAAAGGUUAUUGUCCAGUACCUAGAAACAUUAAGAUAAAGAUAUUCUGUGGGUUGAAAAGAAAAAUGAAAGGGAUGCAAAUUGAGAAAAUAUAAGGUAGAAUGAAUCAUUUCUGUUGUUGUGAGUAUGGAGAUUAAUUAAAUAUAAAUUAAUUAAUUAAUUAAUUGAAAUGGUGAUGUUUGCCAAAUUUCAUAUGUGUACUAAUGGAAAUGCUCAAAUUUGAAAUGAAAAGACAUUUUCUUUUUCAAAAGUGCAGUUGCAUGAAUUUAGGUCAUAUUUAUUUGCCAUUUAAAAGCAAAUUCGGGGCAGAAAAAAACUCAAAAUAUUUAAUUUGGUUUUCCAAUAUAAUGACAUAAAAUAGCUGUCUCACUAAGGCUUAUGAGAUUUUUUAUUUUUUAAUGCUUCUUUUAUUCCAUGUUGUUGGGUCUAUUCAGAGACUGCUACUUGGAAAACAGCAAUACUUUUGUAUUUCAUGCUUUUUAACUUUUUGGUGUUUCUUAAGAAACACAACAUGGUAAGUGUCUCUCUUUCACAGAUUACAGUAACUGCUGUGUUUCAAUUCUAAGACUGCCAGUCACCAGACUGUGGUUUGCCCUGGUCAGUGUCUUCACUCUGAAGAGUAGGACAAUUAGUGGAAGAUAGCGUCAUUGUAAAAGCAUGGCUCUCCAAAUUCCACAGAAUAAAUUACAUGUGGGAUAUUUGGUACACCUGUGACCAAGAUAUGGCACUUACAUAUUCUAAUCAACUUUUGCAUUUCAAAUAAAUUCCGUACUUCAGAUGCA
Molecule: messenger RNA, 1772 nt
Organism: Callithrix jacchus (white-tufted-ear marmoset)
Lineage: Eukaryota; Metazoa; Chordata; Mammalia; Primates; Cebidae
Product: olfactory receptor 5M3-like
Biological process (GO): G protein-coupled receptor signaling pathway
Cellular component (GO): membrane
Molecular function (GO): olfactory receptor activity; G protein-coupled receptor activity
Source: RefSeq, a predicted model, not a curated record